Messenger RNA from Galendromus occidentalis (western predatory mite), 1378 nucleotides. Its product is annotated as fringe glycosyltransferase. Lineage: Eukaryota; Metazoa; Arthropoda; Arachnida; Mesostigmata; Phytoseiidae. The record is from RefSeq and is a predicted model, not a curated record. The coding region runs from base 1 to 1077 and encodes 358 amino acids. The transcript has 8 exons. Gene Ontology annotation, cellular component: membrane. Gene Ontology annotation, molecular function: glycosyltransferase activity.
AUGGUCUUGUGCUUUUGGUUGAGUUUGAUGUUGUGGGCGCCUUAUGGAAUUCUCGAAGCUCGUCCGGCGCUAUCGGACGUGCAUUCCUCCACGGAUUUAUUAGAAAACGUCGCGCGCAGAAGUCGCGGCGAAUCUUCACCGAAACCGAAGUCGGCGGACCUCCCGGAGAGCGACAAGGUCGAUGCUCGCAUCAAACGGAGGAACUCUUUGCUACACCAAAUCUCAAACGUCAAGGCCUCUAUCGAUGAUCCGGACAAUGCGUCGGUGACAACGAGCAAAAAAACCAACGUUUUAGGCAACGUCUUCAUUUCGGUGAAAACUACUCGUCAGAACCACCGAGUCAGAUUGCCUGCAAUACUUCAAACGUGGUUCCAGCUCGCUAGAGAACAGACAUAUUUCUUCACUGACGCAGAAGAUGCCGAAGUCUCGCGUGCCAGCGGUGGUCAUCUCGUGAUGACGGGCUGCGCAUCAGGACACACUCGUCAGGCGCUCAGCUGUAAAAUGAAUUCCGAAUUCGAUGCCUUCGUUCUCAGUGCCAAAGAGUGGUGGUGCCAUUUCGACGACGACAAUUACGUGAAUGUAGUUUCCCUGGAGAAAACGCUCAAAUCCUUCAACUCUUCCGAGCUCUGGUAUUUGGGCAGGGACUCGAUACGACCGACGAUUGAUCUGACCACGAAACAGUGGGGCGACGUUCGAUUCCGGUUCGCAACCGGAGGAGCAGGAUUCUGCAUCAGCAGGGCGCUGGCCAACGAGAUGAAGCCACACGCAUUCAAAGGUCGUCUGAGGGAGCUUUCGGAAGAAAUCCGGCUGCCUGAUGACGUCACCGUGGGCUUCUUGGUAGAGGUCAUCGUCGGAGCCAAACUGACCGCUCUGCCGAAUUUCCACUCUCAUCUCGAAGAAAUGCUUCUCAUUCGGAAGCCUCUACGAAACCAAAUUAGCUUGAGCUACAACUCGAAAAGGAAGAACUUCGUGCCCGUCGAACAGCUCUUGCCAAGAGAUCCGACCAGGUUCCUGUCGAUACACUGCGAGAUAUUCCGCGAGCUUCCCACGUGCAAACGCUUCCGGAGGCGGCGGUAGCUCAUCAAGGGAGUUUCUCAUUCGGGCGAAGAACUAUUCGGUCCCCUAUCAGACGAGGGCUUCGGACCUCGCAACGGGUUCUCGUUCCGAAAUCGACCGGGAAGUCGAGGACUCUCUCCUCCAGAGCUGAACGAUCCUCGCCCCCAACGAUUUGUGAUUUGUGAAACUAGAUCGCAAGUCGCGUGUAAAGCUUUCGGAAAGAUGUCGAUGUAUAUAUCUCCCAGAGUUCAAUUGUCAUUGAUGGCUGUUCUCUCUGAAUCGACGCGCGAAUUUUGUGAAUAAAGAACACUGUGAUAUCGGA